Molecule: messenger RNA, 1648 nt
Organism: Phialemonium atrogriseum
Lineage: Eukaryota; Fungi; Ascomycota; Sordariomycetes; Cephalothecales; Cephalothecaceae
Product: alpha/beta-hydrolase
Exons: 1
Coding region: 245-1264 (339 amino acids)
Biological process (GO): protein depalmitoylation
Cellular component (GO): cytoplasm
Molecular function (GO): palmitoyl-(protein) hydrolase activity; carboxylic ester hydrolase activity
Source: RefSeq, a predicted model, not a curated record
AACAACACCACCAAAUUGGAGAGCGAAGAUCUAGUGAUCCGCGUCAGAUGCUUCUAGCUUGCGCCAUUUCUCUUUAAGAUGAGCAUAACGAGCGACAAAUUCCACAGCCGCUUGCUUCCCGCUGCGUCCCGACAAACGCGGAAUGCAAUCCCCAGGCAUGCAUCUUCCGGAAAAGUCCGAGACUUGUGUUAGGGAUUCUCUUGCUUCAACACGGGCUCUAGAGGUCUAGAAGAUACCAAACGUCAUGGCUCCUGAAACACACUUUCCAACCCCCUUGGUGGUCCCCCCCCUCUCCACCCAUAAACAAACCUUCAUCCUUCUCCACGGCCGCGGUUCCAGCGCCACCAAAUUCGGCCCGGCCCUCCUCUCAACCCCGAUCCCCGCCGUCUCCGCGGGCCGGACUCCCGCAACGCCGCCGGCGACGCCACCGGCGCCGGGACCGGCGUCAACACUCGCCGCGCUCUUCCCGCACGCCAAGUUCGUGUUCCCCACGGCGGUGCGCAGCCGCGCCAGCGUCUACGCGCGCAGCGUCAUCAACCAGUGGUUCGACUGCUGGCACGCCGACGACGACCCGGACCGCAAGCCCUGGCUGAUGGCCGAGGGCCUGCCGCGGACGACGGCGUUCCUGCACGACCUGCUGAGGCGGGAGGCGGGACUGGUCGGCGGGGCCGGGAACGUCGUGCUCGGGGGCCUGAGUCAGGGGUGCGCGGCGAGCCUGGUCGCGGCCAUGCUGUGGGAGGGGGAGAGGCUGGGUGCCGUUGUGGGCAUGUGUGGGUGGUUGCCGUUCAAGGCGGCGGUUGAGGUGGCGGCGGGUGUUGGGCGAGAUGCUGGUCAGUGCGAUGAUGAUGACGAUGAUGAUGACGGCUUCGACCCGUUCGAGCGUUCGCCGGUCGAGAGUGGACUCGAUCCUUUUGGCCAUUCGGACGCGACGCCCCUAGACGGCGAUGCCGAUGGCGGGACGGAGACCAGUGACGAUUCCUGCUCUAGGGCUACUAUUGGUCUGCGGGAGGAGCUAGAGUUACCUCGGGUGUCACCGUUGCGCGGCCAGCCAUCUAUCACGGCUACCCCUGUGUUCUUCGGGCACGGCGUCGAAGAUGACAAGGUUCCCGUUCAUCUCGGACGAGAGAGCGCAGACUGUCUCGCGUCCAUCGGCGUCCAUGCUUCCUGGCACGAAUACGAGGGACUCGGGCACUGGUACUCCGAGGCCAUGCUGAUGGACCUCGUUGAUUUCCUGCAGAAGCACACUGGUUGGGGGACGGAAUAAAAUUAUCUGCUUUAAAUGUCUACUCCUCUGAUGACAAGCCAAGGUGCGCCAAUCAAUGUGAUAUCAUAUCUCAUGACCAGGGUUCGUUAAGGUGGUGCUUUGUGGGUUUUUUUUCAUUACAAUCCACAGUCUUUCAGGUCAACCUGGGAAACCACAGCAUCAACCCUGCCGAGGCUCACAGCCUGACCAUUUGUCAAGUUGUUCAUAGCGUCCAAGGCAAUGUUCAAGCCGGCCGCAGCAUGGUCGAUGGCGAGAACGUAGAUGGUCCUGCCAUUGUAAGUGGCCGACCAGCAAGUUCCGCACUUUGGCAAGGGGUCAGCCCAUGGAGACAAUAACUAUAGCACAGCGAGGGUGGUGGGGUCAGGUGAGCUCACGCUUGGAGAG